Molecule: messenger RNA, 9395 nt
Organism: Hyaena hyaena (striped hyena)
Lineage: Eukaryota; Metazoa; Chordata; Mammalia; Carnivora; Hyaenidae
Gene: ZNF462
Product: zinc finger protein 462
Exons: 16
Coding region: 244-8004 (2586 amino acids)
Biological process (GO): regulation of gene expression
Cellular component (GO): nucleus
Source: RefSeq, a predicted model, not a curated record
CUCAGGUCAUCUGCAGCUGCAGCGAGUCUGAGGAGCCGAGCAAGGCAGGGAAGAUGGCGAUCCUCCAUUGCUGAGCCCCGGCAGGAGCACAUGAGACUCCCCAACAACUUCCACAACAAUAACCCGAGCAGGAAGAGGAGAAAGAGAAAGAGAAUAAGGAGGCGGUGGGGCCGGAGAACCCGAACCCCCUCCCGGCGCCGGGACACUUCUUCCGUUCCUAAUGUGAGAAGGUAGGCCCAGAUCAUGGAGGUGCUUCAGUGUGAUGGCUGUGACUUCAGAGCCCCAUCUUAUGAAGAUCUCAAGGCACACAUUCAGGAUGUCCACACGGCAUUUCUGCAGCCAACCGAUGUUGCUGAAGACAAUGCGAACGAGCCACGAUCCGGGUCCAUGAAUGCCAGUAAUCAGACAGAGGUGGAGUAUUCUUCUAUAAAGGACGAAUUUGCGAUCGCAGAGGAUUUAUCAGGUCAAAAUGCAACCGCACUGGGGACCGGAAGCUACUAUGGCCACAGUCCAGGAUAUUACGGUCAGCAUAUUGCCCCUAAUCCCAAACCAACAAACAAGUUUUUUCAAUGCAAGUUCUGCGUCCGCUACUUCAGGUCCAAAAACCUCCUCAUCGAACACACAAGGAAGGUCCACGGAGCCCAAGCUGAAGGGAGCGCGGCAGGACCCCCUGUUCCAGGAUCCUUAAAUUAUAAUAUCAUGAUGCACGAGGGAUUUGGAAAGGUCUUCUCUUGCCAGUUUUGCACAUACAAGUCACCAAGGAGGGCAAGAAUAAUUAAGCAUCAGAAGAUGUAUCACAAAAACAACUUGAAGGAGACUGCGGCUCCCCUCCCUUCCCCUGCUCCAAUGCCAGACCCUGUGGUCCCGCCCGUGGCCCUGCAGGACCCCUGCAAGGAACUGCCGGCGGAGGUCGUGGAGCGCAGCAUCUUGGAGUCCAUGGUCAAGCCUCUGACCAAGUCUCGAGGCAACUUCUGCUGUGAGUGGUGCAGCUACCAGACCCCGCGCCGGGAACGCUGGUGUGACCACAUGAUGAAGAAGCAUCGCAGUAUGGUCAAGAUCCUCUCCAGCCUCCGACAGCAGCAAGAAGGGACUAACCUCUCCGACGUGCCGAACAAAAGCGCCCCCAGCCCCACUUCCAAUUCCACCUAUCUGUCCAUGAACGCUGCAAGCCGGGACAUGCCCAGCGCUAACAUCUCCAACUUCCGGGGCUCCAUCAGUAACUCCAUCAUGAGACCCAAUUCCUCGUCUGCUUCCAAGUUUUCACCCGUGUCUUACCCACAGAUGAAGCCGAAGUCCCCUCACAACUCUGGCCUGGUUAACUUGGCGGAGAGAUCGCGUUAUGGAAUGGCUGAUAUGACCAAUUCCUCGGCCGACCUGGAAACGAACAGCAUGCUGAAUGACUCCAGUUCGGACGAAGAGCUGAACGAAAUAGACAGCGAGAAUGGCUUAAACGCCAUGGAUCACCAGACUUCCGGCAUGUCUGCGGACCAGCUGAUGGGCUCAGAUGGCAACAAAUUGUUGGAGACCAAGGGGAUUCCGUUCAGAAGGUUCAUGAACAGGUUCCAGUGUCCCUUUUGUCCCUUCCUCACUAUGCAUCGACGCAGCAUCUCCCGUCACAUAGAAAACAUUCACUUGUCCGGAAAGACCGCCGUCUACAAAUGUGACGAAUGUCCGUUUACUUGCAAGAGCUCAUUAAAACUCGGGGCUCACAAACAGUGUCACACGGGUACAACGUCAGAUUGGGAUGCUGUGAAUUCCCAGAGCGAGAGCAUUUCUUCUUCGCUGAACGAAGGUGUCGUGUCUUACGAGAGCUCGAGCGUCAACGGGAGGAAGUCGGGGGUCCUGUUGGAUCCCUUGCAGCAGCAACAGCCGCCGCCGCCGCCGCCACCGCCACCGCCACCGCCCCCGUCCCAGCCGCAGCCGCCGCAGCUCCAGCCGCCACACCCGGGGCCGCCGCAGCCCCCGCCGCAGCCCCCGCCGCCGCAGCAGCCGCAGCCGCCCGUGCCAGCCCCGCCCCUGCACCCUUACAAGUGCACCAUGUGCAGUUACUCCACCACGACUCUGAAAGGGCUGCGAGUCCAUCAGCAGCACAAACACUCGUUCUGCGACAACUUGCCAAAAUUCGAGGGGCAGCCCUCAAGCCUGCCACUGGAAAGCGAGACAGACAGCCACCCCUCUUCCAGCAACACUGUGAAGAAAAGUCAGACCUCAAUUCUUGGGUUGUCCUCCAAGAACAAUUUUGUAGCUAAGGCCUCCAGGAAGCUCGCCAAUGACUUUCCCCUCGACUUAUCGCCCGUGAAGAAGAGAACCAGGAUUGAUGAGAUAGCCAGCAACCUGCAGAGCAAGAUUAACCAAACGAAACAGCAGGAGGACACGGUGAUCAACGUGGAGGAUGACGAGGAGGAAGAUGAAGACAAUGAAGUGGAGAUAGAGGUGGAGCUGGACAGGGAGGAGGAGCCGGCGGAGCCAGUCCUGGAGGUGGCCCCUUCCUUCUCGGCCCAGCAGAUUUGGGUGAGGGAUGCCGGGGAGCCCCAGAAGGAGCCCAACUUCAGAAGCAUCACCCACGAUUACAACGCCACCAAUGGCGCGGAGAUUGAGCUCACCCUCUCCGAAGACGAAGAGGAUUACUACGGCUCCUCCACAAACAUGAAAGAUCACCAGGUUUCCAGCGCGGCUCUGCUGAACACCCAGACUCCCAUCUAUGGAGCAGAGCACAGUAGCGAGAACACAGACUUUGGUGACUCUGGAAGGCUUUACUAUUGCAAACACUGUGACUUUAACAACAAAUCUGCCCGGAGCGUCAGCACCCACUACCAGCGAAUGCACCCGUACAUUAAAUUCAGCUUUAGGUACAUCCUGGACCCCAAUGACCACAGUGCGGUAUACAGGUGCCUGGAAUGCUACAUCGAUUACACCAACUUUGAAGACCUGCAGCAGCAUUACGGCGAACACCACCCAGAAGCCAUGAACGUACUCAACUUCGACCAUUCGGACCUGAUCUACCGGUGUCGGUUUUGUUCCUACACGAGCCCGAAUGUCAGAAGCCUGAUGCCGCAUUACCAAAGAAUGCAUCCCACGGUGAAGAUUAACAACGCGAUGAUAUUCUCCAGCUACGUCGUGGAGCAGCAGGAAGGGCUGAAUACGGAAUCCCAGACGCUGAGGGAGAUUCUGAAUUCGGCCCCCAAGAGCAUGGCGACUUCCACUCCCGUGGCUCGCGGUGGCGGUCUGCCAGCGACGUUUAAUAAAAGCACUCCUUCAAAGACCUUUACUCCAGAAUGUGAAAAUCAGAAGGACCCCUCAGUUAACACUGUUGUCGUUUACGAUUGUGACGUUUGCUCGUUCGCAAGCCCCAACAUGCAUUCUGUCUUGGUUCAUUAUCAGAAGAAACACCCUGAAGAAAAGGCUUCCUACUUUAGGAUCCAGAAAACCAUGCGAAUGGUGUCUGUGGACAGGGGCUCUGCCCUUUCUCAAUUAUCAUUUGAGGUGGGUGCUCCAAUGUCUCCCAAAAUGUCCACCAUGGGUUCCCCACCCCCCCCACAACCCCCGCCACCAGACCUCAGUACUGAGCUUUACUACUGCAAACACUGUUCCUACAGCAAUCGGUCAGUUGUGGGAGUGCUUGUCCACUACCAGAAAAGACACCCAGAAAUAAAGGUUACUGCCAAAUAUAUCAGACAGGCUCCUCCCACAGCUGCAAUGAUGAGAGGGUCCGAGGGGCCCCAAGGCUCCCCUCGGCCACCCGCCCCCAUGCAACAGCUGAACCGAAGCAGCUCUGAGAGAGAUGGCCCUCCUGUGGAGAAUGAGAUGUUCUUUUGCCAGCACUGUGAUUACGGGAACCGGACGGUCAAAGGUGUACUCAUUCACUAUCAGAAGAAGCACCGAGACUUCAAGGCCAAUGCAGACGUGAUCCGGCAACACACGGCCACCAUCCGAAGCCUCUGUGACCGCAACCAGAAGAAGACUGCCAGCUGUGUGCUUGUCGCCCCCUCUGCCGUGGAGCGGGACAAAACCAAACUGCGAGCGCUCAAAUGUAGGCAGUGUUCGUAUACCUCCCCCUACUUCUAUGCACUGAGGAAGCAUAUCAAGAAAGAUCACCCUGCCCUGAAGGCCACAGUCACCUCCAUCAUGCGGUGGGCAUUUCUAGACGGCUCGAUAGAAGCUGGCUACCACUGCGAGUGGUGCAUCUAUUCCCACACAGAGCCCAGCGGUUUGCUUCUACAUUACCAAAGGAGGCAUCCAGAACACUACGUUGACUAUACUUACAUGGCUACCAAACUCUGGGCUGGGCCCGACCCAUCCCCUCCCUCUCUCACGAUGCCUGCCGAAGCCAAAACGUACAGAUGCCGAGACUGUGUUUUCGAGGCCAUGUCCAUCUGGGACAUCACCAAUCACUACCAAGCGUUCCAUCCCUGGGCCAUGAACGGUGAUGAGUCGGUGCUGCUAGAUAUCAUCAAGGAGAAAGAUGCCAUCGAGAACCCCAUCCCUCCUUCCGAAGAGCUGGUGGGCCCCAUGAAUUGUGAAAACAGUAUGCCCGCUCCGCUCCCCGAGCAGGACACCGAAUGCCCAGAGGACGCCAGGCUUUCCCCGGAGAAAAGCAUCCAGUUGGCUUCGGCCAACCCCGCCAUAUCGUCCACCCCGUACCAGUGCACGGUGUGCCAGUCCGAGUAUAACAACCUGCAUGGCCUCCUUACCCACUACGGGAAGAAGCACCCCGGCAUGAAGGUGAAGGCUGCCGACUUUGCCCAGGACAUCGACAUCAACCCGGGCGCCGUCUACAAAUGCAGGCAUUGCCCGUACAUCAACACCCGCAUCCACGGCGUCCUGACCCACUACCAGAAGCGACACCCGGCCAUCAAGGUGACCGCCGAGGACUUCGUGCACGACGUGGAGCAGUCCGCUGACAUCACCCAGAACGACGUGGAGGAGACAAGCAGGAUCUUCAAGCAAGGCUACGGCGCCUACCGCUGCAAACUGUGUCCGUACACGCAUGGCACCUUGGAGAAGCUCAAAAUCCACUACGAGAAGUAUCACAAUCAGCCUGAAUUUGAUGUGUUUUCCCAGUCGCCCCCGAAGCUGCCAGUCUCCCUCGAGCCCGAGAUGACCACUGAGGUGAGCCCUUCCCAGGUGUCGGUCACCGAGGAGGAGGUGGGAGAGGAUCCUGUGUCCACGUCUCACUUCUCUACCUCGCACCUGGUCUCCCACACGGUGUUCCGGUGCCAGCUGUGCAAGUACUUCUGCUCCACGAGGAAGGGCAUCGCCAGGCACUACCGCAUCAAGCACAACAACGUGCGAGCCCAGCCGGAGGGCAAGAACAACCUCUUCAAGUGCGCCCUGUGUGCAUACACCAACCCCAUCCGCAAAGGGCUGGCGGCGCACUAUCAGAAGCGCCACGACAUCGACGCCUACUACACCCACUGCCUGGCAGCCUCGAGGACCAUCAGCGACAAGCCCAACAAGGUGAUCAUCCCGUCUCCGCCCAAGGACGACUCCCCGCAGCUCAGCGAAGAGCUCCGGCGGGCUGUGGAGAAGAAGAAGUGCUCCCUGUGCUCCUUCCAGUCCUUCAGCAAGAAGGGCAUCGUGUCCCAUUACAUGAAGCGCCACCCGGGGGUGUUCCCUAAGAAGCAGCACGCCAGCAAGCUGGGCGGCUACUUCACCGCCGUCUAUGCCGACGAGCACGAGAAGCCGCUGCUGAUGGAAGAGGAGGAGAGAGGCAGCUUCGAGAAAGCCGAGGUGGAGGGAGGCGAAGCCCAGGAGAUCGAGUGGCUCCCGUUCCGCUGCGUCAAGUGCUUCAAGCUGUCCUUCAGCACGGCGGAGCUGCUGUGUAUGCAUUACACUGACCACCACAGCCGGGACCUGAAGAGGGACUUCGUCAUUCUGGGCAGCGGCCCCCGCCUGCAGAGCCCCGCCUACCAGUGUAAGCACUGUGAUAGCAAACUGCAAAGCACAGCGGAGCUGACCUCACACUUGAACAUUCACAAUGAGGAAUUCCAGAAGCGUGCCAAACGUCAGGAGAGGAGGAAACAGCUUUUGAGCAAGCAGAAAUAUGCAGAUGGUGCUUUUGCAGAUUUCAAACAAGAGAGGCCUUUUGGUCACUUAGAAGAGGUGCCAAAGAUCAAGGAGAGGAAGGUGGUGGGCUACAAGUGUAAAUUCUGUGUGGAAGUGCACCCGACGCUCCGAGCCAUCUGCAACCAUCUCCGGAAGCACGUCCAGUACGGCAGCGUCCCGGCCGUGUCCGCCGCUGUGAAGGUUGGACCUUCUUCAUCUUACGUGUCUCCACCUGGUCGCGUUUCGAUCUGGUUCCCUUCCACGCGGAUAGUUUGGUGGAAACAGAAGAUCCGGGCCUCUCGCAGGAGGCCGAAGACCCCUCCCACUUGUUCCUGGAUGGAUUGGAAGCAGCCAAAGAUGCUGGCGCCCUCGUGGACCGGGUGGAUGGGGCUGCGUUCUCAUGAGAGGAGCCAUCUGGCCCUGGCCAUGUUUACCCGCGAGGACAAGUACAGCUGCCAGUAUUGCUCCUUUGUUUCCGCUUUCAGGCACAACUUGGAUCGCCAUAUGCAAACCCACCACGGACACCAUAAACCAUUCCGAUGCAAACUCUGCUCCUUCAAGUCCUCCUAUAACAGCCGGCUGAAAACACAUAUACUCAAAGCUCAUGCUGGUGAACAUGCCUACAAGUGUUCUUGGUGCUCGUUUUCCACCAUGACAAUCAGCCAGUUGAAGGAACACUCCCUCAAGGUUCACGGAAAAGCCCUGACCCUCCCCAGGCCGCGGAUUGUCAGUCUGCUCUCCUCGCACGCUCACCACUCCUCCCAGAAAGCUGCCCCUGCCGAAGAAGUGGAAGACUCUAAUGUGUGGGUCUCGAUACAGUCUGCCCAGUGGAGAAGUCUGUGCUGUUACGAUUUAACAGAAAAAUACUCCUCCUACUCAGAACCUCCAGAUGUUCAGCAGCAGUUGAACCACUACCAGUCAGCUGCCCUGGCAAGGAACAACAGCCGUGCCAGCCCCGUGCCUCUCUCUGGGGCCGCCGGGGGCGCUGAGCAGAAAACCGAAGCUGUUCUUCACUGCGAAUUCUGUGAAUUCUCCUCUGGCUACAUCCAGAGCAUCAGACGCCAUUAUAGGGACAAGCAUGGCGGGAAGAAGCUCUUCAAGUGCAAAGACUGCUCCUUUUACACAGGCUUUAAAUCUGCUUUUACUAUGCACGUGGAAGCUGGGCAUUCGGCGGUUCCUGAGGAGGGCCCCAAAGAUCUCCGCUGUCCUCUCUGCCUCUAUCACACCAAAUACAAACGCAACAUGAUCGACCACAUCGUGCUGCACCGAGAAGAGCGCGUCGUCCCCAUUGAGGUGUGCCGUUCCAAACUGUCAAAAUACUUGCAGGGAGUAGUUUUCCGCUGUGAUAAGUGUACCUUCACCUGCUCCAGUGACGAGAGCCUCCAGCAACACAUAGAAAAGCACAAUGAACUGAAACCUUACAAAUGCCAGCUCUGCUACUAUGAGACCAAGCACACGGAGGAGCUGGACAGCCACCUUCGGGACGAGCAUAAGGUGAGCCGUAACUUUGAGCUGGUUGGACGGGUUAACUUGGAUCAGCUGGAACAGAUGAAGGAAAAGAUGGAGAGCUCCAGCAGUGAUGACGAGGACAAGGAAGAAGAAAUGAACAGCAAGGCUGAUGACAGAGAUCUGAUGAGAUUUGCUGACCAUGGGGCUGCUAUUAACACUGAGAAGCGUUUUCCAUGUGAAUUUUGCGGACGGGCAUUCUCACAGGGCUCUGAGUGGGAAAGGCACGUGCUGAGACACGGCAUGGCAUUGAAUGACAUCAAGCAGGUGAGCAGAGAAGAAAUCCACCUGAAAGAGAGUGUGGAGGACAGUAUUAAGAUGCCCUCUAUAGAGGAAAAGGAAGAUGAUGAAGCAAUCGGGAUAGACUUUUCCCUAAAGAGUGAAACAGUAGCCAUCUGUGUAGUAGCUGCUGACAAAUCUCUCCUGGAGAAUGCAGAGGCCAAAAAAGAAUAAGCGUUUGGUGAACUUCUUAAUCAAACCGUACUUGAACCGUGAUAAGAAAGUGGGGAGGGCCAGCUUGGGCUGAGAAGGGUGGGGACAGAAAAGAAGACAGAACAAAGCUGCUUUUUAGGACUGAACAAUCUAUUUUCAAAGCACUGGUACCUGUGUGAGUGAGUAUGUAAAUUAAAGUUAUUUAAUGGUUGGAAUAUGUGGCUCCUUUUCCAUCACUACACCUUUUCUUCUGGAUCUUCAUCAUGGAAGUGUCAUUUGUUGCGGAAUAUGGAAGCACCUCCCAUGCACACGGUGUGCUUUGUGGUGGUCUUGGACAGGAUGUGGAAGCAGAAGCUCCGUGACAGUACAAGACUUCUCUUAGGGGAACAACUUUUUGACGCACAUCUUUCGGUGCGUUUUUCUAGUUUUAAUACCUUAAGCUUUUUCAAGACCUAACUGCAGCCGCUUUGGGAAAAAACAAACAAAAAAAACAAAAACAGAAAACAAAAAACUGCUUUGCAUAAAAACAGUCACCUGUUUCCUAGUACCUCAAACUUAACCAAGGGAAUUCUCUGCAUUUGUCAGUACUACCUGUCGUCGUUGUGGUUAAAUGUAGAGAGAACUGCUGGGCAAGAUGGUGAAUGGAGAAAAAAGAGAGAGUUUUAAAGAAAGGAACACAAAUUGUGCUUAAAAUCCCCACGUGGGUUUUAUUUCUUAAAAUACUGUGAUUUUUUAAUUAUUUUAGUAAAAAACAAAACAAAAAAAAGAAACAGACUUUAAUUAUUAGAUAACUGUUUGUGAAUUGUCAUCCUUUAUUCCAGGUAAGCUGUUUAUUAGUGUUCAACUAUAAUUUAGAAUUUGGUAGAUUCAUGUGAGCUAAUUUUAUGGUGACUGUGGAGUUUUGUUUGCCACGUUUAUUUUCUAUCAAUCUGAGUGUUACAAACACAGCACAAUUCAGUUUUCACAUAAAUUGUUUUUUGUGUGCGUGUUGUUAUUGUUGUUUUAAUUUGGGGGCAAGGGAGUUUUUUGUGAAUAGGAAUGUCUUUAUUUUAAACAUGAAAAUAACAAAGAAGUUAACUUUUUUUUCCCCUUAAUUUAACUAAAGAACCAAACUUUUCGGCACAGCUAUGCAGCUUGUGGGCCAGAUGAGGAAGUCCUCUUCACCCUUUUGUUGCUUGUCAAAUUAACACAUUAUCUGUCUCACACAAAUAAUUUCUUUAGGAUGGGCUGGCUUUUGUGUGUGAUUUAAAAAUCUGUGUUCUGUUUUUGUUUGCAUUGUGUUUUGGGGGAGGGUUUGUUUUCAUUUAUUUUGCGGGACAAGGGGAUGUGCUAGAAUCCCAUCCCUUUGGCGACAGUGGACAAGAAAUACUUAUAUCCUACAAGGAGCCUGGAGAACUACUUUUUUUUUUUUU